Messenger RNA from Aspergillus novofumigatus IBT 16806, 1110 nucleotides. Its product is annotated as zinc-dependent alcohol dehydrogenase family protein. The transcript is spliced from 2 exons. Gene Ontology annotation, molecular function: oxidoreductase activity. NCBI's taxonomy places the organism in Eukaryota, Fungi, Ascomycota, Eurotiomycetes, Eurotiales, Aspergillaceae. Bases 55 to 1110 code for a protein of 351 amino acids. The record is from RefSeq and is a predicted model, not a curated record.
UCCCCACGCCGCCAGGGAGAAUUCUAAGACAGACCAAGCAACCGAGGUUUUAUCAUGUCUCAAUCAUCAUUCAAGCAAUACUAUCUUCCUCAAAAAGCAGGCUUUGAUAGCCUCACUUUGUGUGAGGUCCCCAAAGUCUCUCCCAAAUAUGGUCAGAUAUUGGUCCAGAUCAAAGCUGUGUCACUCAAUUGGAGAGACGCGAUCAUCGCUAUGGGAACGUACCCAUUUCCAGGACCGGAUGCGCUUGUCCCAGGUAGCGACGGUGCCGGCGUCGUCGAAGCGGUAGGGGAAGGAGUAGCAGAAUGGAAGCCUGGCGACCGAGUCCUUGCCAAUUUUACCCAAGAUCACCUCGCUGGUCGACUCGAUAUGCGGACACUUUUGACGCAACUGGGGGGUGAGACACAGGGAUUGCUUGGCGAGUACUUUAUCUUCCCUAAGACCGGAGUAAUCCAUAUCCCGGACUAUCUCUCCUUCGAAGAAGCGUCCUGCCUUCCCUGUGCCGCCCUCACUGCCUGGAAUGCUUUAUACGGUCUAACACCGUUGCGAACCGGUCAGACCGUCCUUCUCCAAGGAACUGGCGGUGUCUCGACAUUUGCCUUGCAGAUUGCACAUGCAGCGGGCGCAACGACUAUCGUAACGUCCUCGUCCGACGCAAAAUUGAUUAAAGCGAAAGAACUCGGCGCAACGCAUACAAUUAAUUACCGCACAAACCCUGACUGGGCUGCCCAGGCCAAGCAGAUCACGAAUGGCCGAGGAGUCGACCAUAUCAUUGAGGUCGGAGGAACACUGACUCUCCAGGGAUCGUUCGAUGCUAUCGCGAUGCACGGAAUUAUCCAUUGCAUCGGACAUAUCACGAACCCGGAUCCAUUGGGUGCCGGCAAGGACCUCCGUGGACCGGAUGCUGCUUUCCUGGCACUGGAUCGUUUAUGUAUCGUCCGAGGAGUGGUUGUCGGCUCGAGAGAGCAGUUGCAGGAGAUGCUGGAAUGCUUCGAGGCAAGAUCAAUCCGGCCUGUCAUUGAUCGAAUCUUCAGCUUCGAGAAUGUUAGGGAAGCAUAUGAAUAUCUGUGGGAGUCGACGCAUACAGGAAAGGUGGUGAUCCGUGUGGAUUAG